Molecule: messenger RNA, 826 nt
Organism: Tigriopus californicus
Lineage: Eukaryota; Metazoa; Arthropoda; Copepoda; Harpacticoida; Harpacticidae
Gene: EloC
Product: elongin-C
Exons: 2
Coding region: 248-616 (122 amino acids)
Biological process (GO): ubiquitin-dependent protein catabolic process
Cellular component (GO): elongin complex
Molecular function (GO): protein-macromolecule adaptor activity
Source: RefSeq, a predicted model, not a curated record
UUGCAUCCAUCAGCUGUUGAGGAAAUGUGAGUGAAUAUCAGAAACGAACUCCAAGAACAGAGUGAGUCUGAGGCCAUCCUCGUCGUACAGCAAUCCAUCCAUCCUCCAGCCAGCCAGUCCCACCAACCGUUAGUUGGUUACCUCUCCAUCGCGCCCUCCUUUAAUUCCUCGUCAAUCCAACUGAGGCUACCCCGUGGUCUGGGCGUAAAUCCAUUGCUGACCGCCACCGAGAGACAGACAGAUCAAAAUGUCGUCCGAUACGGCCAUGGAUACUGGUGAUGCUGGUGGUGGGGGCCGGUUCGGCGGGUGCGAAGGCCCAGAUGCCAUGUACGUCAAGCUCAUCUCCUCGGACGGGCAUGAGUUCAUCGUGAAGCGCGAGCACGCCCUCACAUCGGGCACGAUCAAAGCCAUGUUGUCGGGCCCUGGGCAGUUCUCGGAGAACGAGACCAACGAGGUCAACUUCCGCGAGAUCCCCUCUCACGUGCUCCAAAAGGUGUGCAUGUACUUCACUUACAAGGUGCGCUAUACCAACAGUUCGACCGAGAUCCCCGAGUUUCCCAUUCUGCCCGAGAUCGCAUUGGAACUCCUCAUGGCGGCCAACUUCUUGGACUGUUAGUGUAGCGAACCCCAAACCACUCCCUUCCUCGACAGCCUACUCGAAGUUUACAGCGCUCACCUUCAAAUUAGCCAAGAUGGACUCACUACUGGAGGAUGAGGAUCUUUGUCCGAUAUUUAUCUAACCUUUUUUUUUUGACCAUCGCCGGGGUUGAUUUGCGACUAAAAGUGAAUGAAUAAAAUGAUUUAGACUAGCCAAAACUGGAAGAAA